AUGGCAUCGAGUGUAGCACGGCAAUGGAUUUCGAUACCAAGUGAAUUGAUUGGUUCGAUUCCACGUACGAAUGAAUUACUUGAAGCUCGUCUUCGAUAUGAAAGUGAUUUAAUAACCAUUGAAGAUUUACGUAAAAUAGAAAAAAAAGCAGUGGAGCAAACAGUUGUCGAAUUAGAUCAACUGACUGGAUCGAUGAUUUUGACAGAUGGUGAACAAACAAAACCUUCAUUUCUGACUUAUCCAAUUUAUGAUCUCGUUUUUGAACGAUAUACAUUUGAUAAACAAUGUUUUCAAAUAACAUUUAGUGACGAAUGUGGAGCACAUGUUGUUCAACUUGAUUUUACAGAAGCUCGAUUAUCAUUAAAAGUUGAUCCAAGUGGUCGAUUACUCAAAGAUUUUAUUGCGAUCAAUAAUCGAGUUCUAGAACGAUUCAAUGUGAAUGAGCAGAAGAAAAUUGGUGUACAUGUUUGUCCCGGUGGUGAUUUAGAUUGUUGUCAUUCAUUCGAUAUUGAUUAUACUCUCAUGCUGCCCGAUUUAUUUCGAUUAAAUUUAACCAAUUUUUAUCUUCAAUUAUCGUCUGAAAAAAAUCGUAUCAAAGUAUUGAAAUGUAUUCAAAAGCAUAUGAAACCAAAUCAUCGUAUUUUCAUCGGCGUUAUUGAUCCCAUUAAUCCGGCAAUUGAAACAGCUGAAAUGGUUCGAGAUCAAAUAUUAGAAGCAGCACAAUUUAUUCCCAUCGAACAACUUGGUACGACUGAUGAUUGUGGCUACAGCCCGUUUGCCGAUGACACAUCCACAUCGAGAGAAGUGUGUUAUGAGAAAAUCAAAGCAAGAAUUCAAGGAACCAAGAUGGCUGAACAAAUCUUAAAUGCACGAUCAUAA
Molecule: messenger RNA, 879 nt
Organism: Rotaria sp. Silwood2
Lineage: Eukaryota; Metazoa; Rotifera; Eurotatoria; Philodinida; Philodinidae
Source: the annotation of a GenBank genome assembly